GAAGACGUUCCAAUUCUCCCUUCUGGAGGGACGUGGAAUCCCCUCAAAGGUCUAAGCUAGCUUUCAGUUUUGCUUCCAUGGAGUUGGAAGACUUUCUAGGGGCCCUCUGUCUGUUUUUGUGUUUCUCUGUUUUGUUCUGUGGACUUACUGGAUGGACGUUAUGGGACAGACUCAGACUACCCCUCUACCCACUCUCUUGGCUUAAGCCCUUCCUAGCCCCGCUCCCUCCGGAGCCAAAACCCAUUCUUGCUUUGCAGGGGACAAAGAAGAAGAAAAGUCUUAUUCAGCCUUCAGCACCCCUCUACCCUGUCUUACAGGGGGGUACUGAAGAAGAAUUAAUUUUUCCUCCCCCGUAUAACCCCUCUAGGAUGCCGGAAGAACACCAUCCUCCCCCUCCGGGGGAGGCAGACGCUGUUCCAAGAGCGGGAGGUGGAAACGCUCCAGUGGGAAGCCUGCCCUUUACCAGACAAAGGGCUCAGAGGGAGCAAUCCGCCUCCGCCGCCUACUCCACGAUUCUGCCCCUGCGAGCCACCGGACCCCCAGACGCGGAGGGGAAUCAGCCCCAUCACUAUCGGCCUUUCGCCACUAGUGACCUCUACACUUGGAAAGCUCAGAAUCCUAAGGUUUCCGAGAAACCGGCAGGGCUUAUUGAUUUAUUAGACUCUGUUCUUUUUACCCAUCAGCCCACGUGGGACGAUUGCCAGCAGCUUUUGCAGGUCCUGUUCACGACUGAAGAAAGAGAAAGAACCCUCAAUGGGGCCCGAUAACUAGUUCCGGGCGCAGACGGGAAUCCCACCACCAAUCAGGCUCAGAUAGAUGCCUCCUUCCCCUUAACUCGGCCCCAGUGGGAUUUCAACAUGGCAGAAGGUAAGGAGAGGCUCCGGGUCUACCGCCAGACUCUAAUGGCAGGUCU
Molecule: messenger RNA, 913 nt
Organism: Panthera uncia (snow leopard)
Lineage: Eukaryota; Metazoa; Chordata; Mammalia; Carnivora; Felidae
Exons: 2
Coding region: 78-767 (229 amino acids)
Biological process (GO): virion assembly
Source: RefSeq, a predicted model, not a curated record